ACUGCAGACAUAGUACAGGAGAUGACCAGAGACUGCGGACACAGUACAGGAGAUGACAGAGACUGCGGACACAGUUCAGGGGAUGACCAGAGACUGCGGACACAGUACAGGAGAUGACCAGAGACUGCGGACACAGUACAGGGAUGACCAGAGACUGCGGACACAGUACAGGGAUGACCAGAGACUGCGGACACAGUACAGGGAUGACCAGAGACUGCGGACACAGUACAGGGAUGACCAGAGACUGCGGACACAGUACAGGGGAUGACCAGAGACUGCUGACACAGUACAGGGGAUGACCAGAGACUGCGGACACAGUACAGGGAUGACCAGAGACUGCGGACA
This is a messenger RNA of Staurois parvus, 345 nucleotides long. Lineage: Eukaryota; Metazoa; Chordata; Amphibia; Anura; Ranidae. The record is from the annotation of a GenBank genome assembly.